AUGCGACUUCGUGGGAUCUUCUCGACGACCCAACGUUUCUCUUCUGCACGGCACAUCACAAAUGUCAUUGUUGUUGGAGGCGGGCACGCAGGAUGUGAAGCGGCAGCGGCAGCGGCUCGUUGUGGUGUCUCGACCGUUCUCCUCACUCACAAAAUCGACUCGAUUGGCGAGAUGAGCUGCAAUCCGAGUUUCGGUGGAAUUGGAAAAGGCCACUUGAUUCGAGAAGUCGAUGCACUUGACGGUGUUUGCGGACGAAUUUGCGACCAAUCGGCCAUCACAUAUCAGGCAUUGAAUCGAGGAUCGGGACCAGCUGUAAUCGGAUUGAGGGCACAAAUCGAUAGACAACUUUACAAGAGGAACAUGCAAAAGGAAAUUCUCGAUGAGACUCCGAAUCUGCGGGUGAUUGAGGGAGCGGUCGAAGAUCUUUCUUACACGGAAAGAAACGGCGUGGUUGUGGCGAACGGUGUGAUUCUUUCGACUGGCGAAAAACUGGCAGCGGACGCUAUUGUCAUUACAACGGGCACAUUUCUCGGUGGUGAAAUUUUUCUUGGCACAAAGAGAUGGCCAGCUGGACGUAUUGGUGACAAGAGUAGCAUCGGUUUGCCGAAAACUUUCAAAAAAUUGGGACUUCAACUGGGGCGGUUGAGAACAGGGACACCGCCUAGGCUAAUUAUGAGUACGAUAGAUUUUUCACAAUUCCAACGAAUGCCACCUGAUGAGGAGCCAAUUCCUUUCUCUUUUUUAACGGAACAGCCAGCGAUUUCUACUGAAAAACAACUACCAACCUAUCUUGGGUACACAAACGAGAGGGUAGGCGAGAUCGUGAGAAGGCAUUUGGAUCGAAACGAACAUGUAAAAUCUGAGACAACCGGUCCUCGAUAUUGUCCUUCUCUGGAGAGCAAAGUAAUUCGUUUUCCCAACUUGCAGCAUCGACUUUUUCUGGAACACGAGGGACUACAUUCAAAUCUGAUAUAUCCACAGGGCAUGUCAAUGACUUGUGAGGAAUCAGCUCAACUUGACAUAAUGCGAUCGAUUCCAGGACUAGAAAAGGUCGAAAUUGCUCAACCCGGUUAUGGUGUACAAUACGAUUUCGUCAACCCAAAACAAUUACGACCAACUCUUGAAUUAAAAUCGGUUAAUGGUCUCUUUCUUGCUGGCCAAAUCAACGGGACAACUGGGUAUGAAGAAGCUGCUUCACAAGGAAUCUUGGCUGGAAUAAAUGCUGCUGCUCGUGCAAAAGGGAUCGAUGGAUUGACGAUAAAAAGAACUCAAGGUUAUCUUGGCGUUCUGAUUGACGAUUUGACCUCUUUGGGAACCAAUGAACCCUAUAGAAUGUUCACCUCUCGAGCUGAAUGUCGUCUUUAUUUGAGGCCAGAUAAUGCCGACAUUAGACUUACAGAAGCUGGUCACAAACUUGGAGCUAUCUCUGCGAAAAGAUGGGGCCAUUACACUGAUUUGAAGAACUCAUUGAGUGAGGCGACGAAUCAACUUCAAAUGACCACGAUGAGUCUAUCAAAAUGGGCCUCACUGAUUCCAAGAUUAGAAGAAAGCGUGAAAAUCAGAGGCAAAGUUUUAUCCGCCUACGAGAUGAUCCACCGUCACUCGGUCACUUUCAAAGAAUUGGUAACGGCUUUGGCAAGCUUUGCAAACUUAUCGAAUAAGAAGAAACUCGAGGAGCGAAUUCGGAUUGAGGGAUCGUAUGCGACGCAACGUGAAAGGAUGCAAAAUAAGCUUCUCGAGAUCGAGCGCGAAUCGGCGACGAUGAUUCCCGAUGAUGUGAACUACGAGAGAAUGCUUGGAAUGAGCGACGAAUGCGCUGAGAAAUUGGACCGAAUGCGACCUGGAACACUUGCCGCAGCUACGAGAAUUCCUGGAAUCACCCCCGAAGCGAUCACCGUUUUGCUACGAUAUCUCAAAAAGGAGACACCAUUGAGCACUGUA
Molecule: messenger RNA, 1941 nt
Organism: Mesorhabditis belari
Lineage: Eukaryota; Metazoa; Nematoda; Chromadorea; Rhabditida; Rhabditidae
Source: the annotation of a GenBank genome assembly